Messenger RNA from Sardina pilchardus (European sardine), 2904 nucleotides. RefSeq names its product leucine-rich repeat neuronal protein 4. The record is from RefSeq and is a predicted model, not a curated record. The transcript has 2 exons. Bases 126 to 908 code for a protein of 260 amino acids. NCBI's taxonomy places the organism in Eukaryota, Metazoa, Chordata, Actinopteri, Clupeiformes, Clupeidae.
AGAGAGAGAAAAGAGGGGGAGGGAAAGAGCAGAGGAGUGGUGGUGUGAAGAGGGUGGAAAGAAGGAGGUGAUUGUUGAAGAGUUUAGAAAACUUUAUAAAAGAAAGAGAGGGCUGGAGUGAGAGAAUGAGAGAAGACGAGAGAGGAACACAGACAAGCGGAAUAUAUAUCCAGCGCGGACAUUUACGCAAAGACUGGACGCCACCAAUCAACAACUCAGACACAAUGAAGCCUCUUGCCCACUCUAGACAGCUGUUUCUCUUCCUGGCCCUUCUCAGCCUGGGGUUCCCCGAAGCGUCCCUGAGCGAAUCCUCCGACAAAUUCCUGGACCCUUCGGAGGACUACGGCGACCUGUACAACCCCCCCACCAUGGCGUUCACCGCCCGCCCGCCCGGGCCCACUCGCCUCCCGGAGCCCUGCUACAAGGACCUCUGCCAGGACCUGCCCGCUCCCUGUGCCCAGCUGGCAGCCGAGACGGGCUGCAGCUGCCCCGGCGUCUCCAUGGGGCCCCGUGCCCUGCCCGAGGCGCCCAGCGUCAAGGUCUUCUGGCGGGCCGGCGCGGAGCCGGAGGUGCGGUGGUGUGCGGCGCACGCCCAGCAGACCGUCUACAGGGUCCUGGUGGGGGGCCAGCUGGUGGAAAGUUUCGACGACCUGAAGAGGUCGAUGGUGGUGGCGGGCCUGAGCGCCGGGACGGAGGUGUGCGUGCAGGCCGUCAACGAGGUCGGGGCGAGCGCGCCCCGGUGCGAGGCCUACAAGCCGCCCAAGAAAGGCGCCAGCCUGGCCGUGAUGGUGGGGCUGAUCGUGGGGGCGCUGGGCCUCCUGCUGCUCGUCACGCUCGCCGUCCUGCUCUGGAGACACCGCAGCCGGAGGAAAGACGGAGCCCGCGUGAGCACCGAGGGCUCUCUCUGAGAGAGGAGUGUGUGUGUGAGUGUGUGAGUGUGUGUGUGUUAAAGACAGCAAGGCAAGAGAGAAAGCUGCAAUUACGUGGCGUGAUCAGAGAUUGUACUGUAGAUUCUGAUCACUGAUAUGAUUUAUGACGAUACAAACAUCUUCCCUCUGACAAGAGACGUAUCAAACUCGACUGCACAGAAAAAAGAGCGAGAGAAAACACAACAAAAGUUUUGAACUGCUGACUACAUUCCACACAAAACCAAAUGACAUCAACCAUUUGCGUAACUUUCAGAUAAUUAUUUGUUUAUCAUGGCCUGUGGACAAACUGUUCUUGUUACAAAAGUGCAUUUAUCUCAAGUGCCGUAUAUUUACAUAUGGCUGGAUGAAUGAGUGUGCAUAUAUCAAUGACUUUUUAUUCCUUAAUUAUGCAUACUCAAGGAGAGCCGCUGUGUGUUUUUGUUUACUUUUACCUAAAAGAAUUAUAUGAAUCUAUCUGACAUUUUUGUCAAAAUUGAGUUACUGACAUAUUCUCCUUCUGUGACACCUUAAGAAGUAGAGGUGGGAAGUUUGUUGUAGUUUUAUGGAUUUUUGGACAUUAUAUCUAAAGAGGUUUGUUCCGCUUAUCAGUAUAAUAUGGAAUUCUGAAACUUUGAAGCUCAAUAUCUCAGAACUACUCAGUACAUACAGUACAGUAGAUAGAAUCUUAUAACUCUAAGGGGACUAAUCAAUUUGAUUAGUGGAUUUCAAGGAAAAGGAAUUUGAUAGAUAACAGUAACACAGAUGGAGUAUCAGAUAAAUGGGUGGAGUAGAUGGCUGGAAAAUCACAAAAUCACGACCCCGUCACUGAAAGUAAUUAUUAACGGAGACACUAAUUCAUACGAAGCACAAGCCUCACAGUCUAGGAAUGUGAUUGGGCAAUAUAAGUACCGGCUGAACUCGGCUUAACCCUGCCUGAAUGUGUGUGUACGAUACCUCCGUGCUCGACGGCACACCAAAAGGGUGAUGGCCACAGGAAACGUGUGUACAUGCAGUCGAGGGAAACGCCUGUGGCACUGAGAGAUUGACAGUCCCAUCUGGUGUUUUUGGACCGAGGUGGGGCAGUCAGGGUGAACACAGCGGAUAUUAUCCACGCUGGUGUGGAUUGGAGUCAGUCGCCCAUGUCCGUUUGUUGAUACCACACUAACCCUCAGACAGCUGCAGUUUAGCCCCGUGGAGUAGGAAUAUGCUUUAAGGCUGAUUUCAGCUUCAAAGAUUCACCGCAGGCUUUUUAAAAGAACGAUAUGAAUAACUUGUUUUCUAAAUUCAUGUUUUAUAUUAUUAAUUUUAUAUUAAUUUGUUGAUAACUUAAUUUUUUGAUAAUAAAAAUAAAUGUUCUAUGGUCAUUUGUGAAUUUAUGUGGCAUCAUGGCUUGUGAAAAAGUGGGAAGCUGGUGGUAAAAGGCAGCUGCUCUGAGAGAUGAGUUUAAAAUGGGGGAGUGUUUCUUCAAAUAAAUUAUCCUGGAAUGUUGUGCAAUAGCAGUCCUCGGGAGCUCAGAUGGUAACUUGUGACGGGGAACAUUUCUCAUAGAGACACUAUCAGACACUAUCCCAUUUAGUUAAUGUGCAUAUGCUUGUAUACUAUGGGAUGUAGCUAAUCUUAUGUUGUAAAUAUUUGUUUUAGUUCCUGUGGUCAUUUUCAUGUUUUAUUUUAGCAACUAGGCUGUUUUGUAUGAUAUAAAAAUGGUACUGCUAUAUUGUCUCUGUCAACCGAUCAUUUGGGAAAGACAACCCUUUUGAUUUGUAUGUGUUUCUUAAAGAGAAAGAAAGCGCAAGAUUGAAAAAAAGGAGACAGGUUGUUUAUAAUGUCUCAAUUCUAAACAAUUCUGAUAGUUUCAAACUAAAUUAUUUUUGAAAAGGUAAACAUCCAACAUCCUACAAUUUGUUUGACAGGGCAUGUCUAAAAAGCUAAAUAAUCAUAUGAUCUAAUAAUUAUGUUUUCUUAACACUGUUGUUAGCUAAAUAAACUUUUGAAUUGA